GUUGCCACUGCAACCGGAUUUCCACUUGAACUCUUUCAUCAACACAAUCAAUUUAUCCCCCCCACCUUAAUACCUUUUUCACCAUUGCGCGUAUUUUUCUUUUAGUUUCAACAAUCGCAUCGCCAAAUCUGCCGUUGGUAGAUUUGUACGGUGGGCUAAGUAUACGUCCUAAUUUCAAAAUUUGACGUCAUUGAAGACUGCGUCAUUGCGCCCCAGUCUAUUCUACGUGGCCAAGACGGACGUGUCUAGCUGUGCUUAUCAGGCAUUGCUCAAUACAGACCUCGGGUGCCUAGUUUGCAUAAGGGCAAGAAAAAUCUGGCAAUUUUACGUCCCCCAGUAUUUAACAACAUUGCUCGCACACGUUUGAGGACGCGCGAUCAUCCAUCAACUACCCACGAUGUCCGAUUUAGAGAGCCUCGAUUAUCUACAGCCGGGAUUCGACGCGAGAACCCUAACGGUCCCGCGCAUACGGUCAAUUCUGGUUGCCCACAAUGUUCCGUAUUCUUCUAGUGCGAAGAAGAGUCAACUGGUCGAAAUUUUCAAUGAACAGGUUCUUCCCCAGUCUCAGAAGAUUCUAGCUGCUCGUGCACGAGCAAAGCGUUCAAGCAAAGGAAUCGUCGACGCAGAGUCACAAAGCAGCAGCAAUCCCUUUGAAGAACAUGAAGAGCUUGCACCGCGCCCUGUCACUCGCCGAUCAAGAUCACCAAGAAAAGCGUCGACCAGAAUCAAGACCGAAGAGCCUGAAGAUCUGCCAAUGCCCCCACGAUCAGCUAGUCCCACAAAACGAAAGUCGCGAGCCUCAAGCCGCCCCGUACAAGCCUCAGAUACAGACACUGCUCCGGAACAUGACGGCCAUAGGAUUAUGAGUAAAGUCCGACGACCUGCGCCUAAGAUCAAGAAAGAAGAUUCCGAAGAAGGUCUCUUCCGACGCACUUCCGACGUCUUUACCAACGACAACCCAUUUCAGAGUGGCAGUUCCCCGUCAGCUGUAGACCGGACCCCAAGUGUUCGUAGAAGAACAGGGGGCGGGGACAAACCUCGGAGUACGAGUAGUGGCACACGACGACGAACAGAGGUUCAUACUGCUCCUGCGCCUGUCCUUGCUCCUAAGGAAGAGCGCUUCAGCAUGCCUAGGAGUUUUGGCCCUCCGAUAGUCCAAAAGGUGCCCCUAAAGUCCGUGGAACCGCCUAUGAUCGAAGCUGGAGAGGAAUUUACUCCAGAAGAGCAGCUUCAACUCUCCGCUGAGGAAGCGGAGCAUGGAGAUUCCUCGAUCGCCUAUACUCGACAACCUCGCCAGCCGAGCGGGACUGGCUGGGGUACAAUAUUGUCUGUACUAUCCGUCACGCUUCUAGCUAUCUAUGGCGGGUGGUAUCGACAGGAGAAGAUUGCCGUGGGUUACUGCGGAGUCGGCCAAGCUGGAAGCUCGAUUCCUAACGAGAUUGAAACGCCAGAAUGGGCGCUAUCAGUCCUCCCACCCGUAAUCACGAUUCCGCAAUCUCUCAUAGACUCUGUUACGCCAGAGUGCGAACCUUGCCCUCUCCAUGCUUACUGUUAUACCGACUUCUCUGUUCGGUGCGAGCAGGACUAUAUUCUCAAGCCUCACCCUCUAGCUUUAUGGGGUAUCGUCCCUCUACCGCCUACUUGCGAACCUGACGGUGCAAGGGUUCGUCGAGUCCAAGCUGUCGCGGAUAAAGCAAUCGAAGAGCUCCGUGAACAAACCGCCAAGUAUGAAUGUGGCGAACCAAUCAACGAGGAAGGAGAAAAACUGGAAACGCCGGCAGUCGAGCAACAGGCAUUGAAGGAUAUUAUCAACAAGAAGAGAAGUAAGAAGAUGAACAACCAAGAAUUCGAAGACCUCUGGGGUGCUGCGCUUGGUGAGAUUAAGACGAGAGAGGAGGUACAGGUUGAAACCACCGAUUCCGGAGGUAUUUCAAACACCUACCUCACGUCCACCUCUCUCGCUCGAAUUUCACUCACCUGCGCCCUCCGACGGUCAGUCCGGCUCGGCGUGGCAAGAUAUCGACUCCAUAUUAGUGCUGUGAUAGCCUUUAUCUUGACAGCCAUCUACGCACGAUACCGGUAUAGAGCCAUCCGAGCGGCCGCUGCUCAAGUUCCAGCAUUGGUCGAUCUCGUGCUCGAGAGAUUGGCGAACCAGAAGCAACUGGGAGACGAGGAUCUCGAUGAUCCAUGGCUAUUUCUUCCGAACCUACGCGACGAUGUCUUGAGAUCGGUCCAUUCGCUUUCGGAGCGCGAGAAGAUUUGGCAGCGAGUUCGAGCUGUCGUCGAGCAGAACAGCAACGUCCGAACUGGCCAGCGCGAGGGUCGCAGCGGCGAGAUGGGAAGAGCUUGGGAGUGGAUCGGCCCUACCGCGGGCGACCCCAGCAGCAGGCGACGGAGAAGCAAUCGCGCCUCAUACGGACCGGAUACCAGCGUGGAUUCGCCGGCAGGAGAUGGACACCAUCAAAAGUGGGAGGAGCCUCGACCGAUUUACUAGGUCUUAGGUAACUAGGAAAGGGUGUCUGACAAUGUGCGCGCGCGUGUCUAAUGGGGGAUUGGGAGGCGACGGCGGGGAUUAGUUCAUCGGCAGGCGUUCAGGAUUUGGGUUAUUCCCCCUUACGCGGCUUUGCUCUUUUCACAGACAGGACAGGACAGGACA
This is a messenger RNA of Annulohypoxylon truncatum, 2656 nucleotides long. RefSeq names its product Man1-Src1p-C-terminal domain-containing protein. Bases 398 to 2494 code for a protein of 698 amino acids. The transcript is spliced from 2 exons. Gene Ontology annotation, cellular component: nuclear inner membrane. NCBI's taxonomy places the organism in Eukaryota, Fungi, Ascomycota, Sordariomycetes, Xylariales, Hypoxylaceae. Gene Ontology annotation, molecular function: chromatin binding. The record is from RefSeq and is a predicted model, not a curated record.